Poecile atricapillus (Black-capped chickadee) is the source of this 7647-nucleotide messenger RNA. RefSeq names its product sperm associated antigen 9 (gene SPAG9). Bases 136 to 4104 code for a protein of 1322 amino acids. The transcript has 30 exons. Gene Ontology annotation, biological process: vesicle-mediated transport. Lineage: Eukaryota; Metazoa; Chordata; Aves; Passeriformes; Paridae. The record is from RefSeq and is a predicted model, not a curated record. Gene Ontology annotation, cellular component: cytoplasm. Gene Ontology annotation, molecular function: kinesin binding; signaling receptor complex adaptor activity; JUN kinase binding.
CCGGCGCGGCGGGUGAGGUCAGAGGCGCGCGCCGCUCCCGCCGGCCCCGCCGAGGCUCCGCAGCCGCCGCAGGGAGCCGCUCCGAGCAGCGCCCGCCGGGCCCCGCCAGGCUCCGCGCAGCUCCCCGCCGCCGCCAUGGAGCUGGCGGACGGCGUGGUGUACCAGGAGGACCCCGGCGGACCCGGCCCCGCCAUGAUGUCGGAGCGGGUGUCGGGGCUGGCGGGCUCCAUCUACCGCGAGUUCGAGCGGCUCAUCGGGCGCUACGACGAGGAGGUGGUGGCCGAGCUGAUGCCGCUGGUGGUGGCCGUGUUGGAGAACCUGGACUCGGUGUGCGCGCACAGCCAGGAGACCAGCGUGGAGCUGGAGCUGCUGCGGGACGACAACGAGCAGCUGCUCACGCAGUACGAGCGGGAGAAGGCGCUGCGCAAACAGGCCGAGGAGAAAUUCAUUGAGUUUGAAGAUUCUCAAGAACAAGAGAAAAAGGACUUGCAGACCAGAGUGGAAGCAUUAGAGUCACAAACUCGACAACUUGAACUAAAAGCAAAAAACUAUGCUGAUCAAAUUAGCAGACUUGAGGAGCGGGAGGCAGAACUCAAGAAGGAAUACAAUGCACUUCAUUCAAGACAUACAGAGAUGAUACACAAUUAUAUGGAGCACUUGGAAAGAACCAAACUUCAUCAGCUAACAGGGGGUGAUCAGCUAGAAUCCACAACACACAGUAGAAUUAGGAAGGAGCGUCCAAUAUCCCUGGGCAUCUUCCCAUUACCUGCAGGAGAUGCUCUCCUCACGCCUGAGGCUCAGAGGGAGGCGGCAGAAACACCGGCAGCAGAGCACUGGAAAUUCCAUGAGCUGAGCCAGCCACGGUCCCACACCAGCCUCAAGGAUGAGCUCUCUGAUGUUAGCCAAGGAGGAUCCAAAUGUACUACUCCAGCAUCCACAGCUGCUUCAGAUGAUCCUGUGCUGCCUGCUGAAACCCCUCAAAAGGAAAAUGUUGAAGGGCUUGCAAAGGACAGAGAGAUGUCAAAUGAGAAACUGGAUGUAAGCAAGAAUAUUGAAAUACAGGCAGCUCAAGAGACAAGAAAUGUGUGCACUGGGGGAAAUGAAAAUGAAGAAAAAUCUGAAGUUCAGGCAAUCAUUGACUCAACUCCAGAGUUGGAUAUGGAUAAAGACAUCAGUGGAUAUAAGGGUUCCAGCACUCCCACCAAAGGCAUCAAGAACAAAGCAUUUGACCGUAACACAGAGUCACUCUUUGAAGAGCUGUCAUCUGCUGGUUCUGGCCUAAUUGGAGAUGUGGAUGAAGGUGCAGAUUUACUGGGAAUGGGGCGUGAGGUUGAAAACCUUAUUUUGGAAAACACUCAGCUGCUGGAGACAAAAAAUGCACUGAAUGUAGUGAAGAAUGAUUUAAUAGCAAAGGUGGAUGAACUGACCUGUGAGAAGGAUGUACUACAAGGUGAAUUAGAGGCUGUAAAACAAGCAAAACAGAAGCUUGAAGAGAAGAAUAAAGAAUUGGAAGAAGAGCUGAGAAAAGCUCGUGCAGAAGCAGAGGAAGCAAGACAGAAGGCUAAAGAGGAUGAUGAUAGCGAUGUCCCCACGGCGCAGCGGAAACGCUUCACACGUGUGGAAAUGGCCCGAGUGCUGAUGGAGAGGAACCAGUACAAGGAGAGGCUGAUGGAGCUGCAGGAGGCUGUCCGAUGGACUGAGAUGAUAAGAGCAUCCAGAGAAAAUCCAGCCAUGCAAGAGAAGAAAAGAUCAAGCAUUUGGCAAUUUUUUAGCAGGCUGUUCAGUUCAUCCAGCAAUACAGCAAAGAAACCAGAACCUCCUGUCAAUGUUAAGUAUAAUGCUCCAACCUCUCACAUUACUCCAUCUGUCAAGAAAAGAAGCAGCACCUUAUCUCAAUUACCCAGUGACAAAUCUAAAGCCUUUGAAUUCCUCAGUGAAGAAACUGAAGCCAGUUUAGCCUCACGCCGGGAGCAGAAGAGAGAGCAGUACCGCCAGGUGAAAGCUCAUGUCCAGAAAGAGGAUGGCAGAGUGCAGGCUUUUGGCUGGAGUUUACCUCAGAAGUACAAACAGGUGGCAAAUGGUGGACAGGGUGAAAAUAAGAUGAAGAACUUGCCUGUACCUGUUUAUCUGAGACCUUUAGAUGAGAAGGAUACCUCUAUGAAGCUGUGGUGUGCUGUAGGGGUGAACCUGUCAGGAGGGAAGACACGAGAUGGAGGGUCUGUGGUUGGUGCCAGUGUGUUCUACAAUGAUGUGACUGGUGUGGAUGCAGAUGGCAACAAGCAGCAAACAGGAUCCCAGAGUAGCUUAGAUAAACUAGACCAAGAGCUCAAGGAUCAGCAGAAGGAACUGAAACAUCAGGAAGAAUUAUCCAGUCUGGUUUGGAUCUGUACUAGCACACAUUCUGCUACAAAAGUUAUCAUCAUUGAUGCAAAUCAACCAGGGAAUAUUCUGGACAGUUUCAUUGUUUGCAAUUCUCAUGUGCUUUGUAUUGCCAGUGUUCCAGGGGCAAGGGAAACAGAUUACCCUGCAGGAGAAGAAGGGUCCCAGGAAGCAGAUUCCAGCCAAGUGGACAAAUCCUCCCUGUGUGGCAGCAUGACCAGCAACAGCUCUGCUGAGACUGACAGUCUGCUGGGGGGCAUCACCGUGGUGGGCUGCACUGCUGAGGGUCUCACAGGGGCUUCUGGUGCCCACGACAUCAAUGGGGCCUCACCUGUGGCAGAGAAACAGUCAGAUAUUGCAACUGAAAAUAAUUCAGUAGAUGAGAACAUUCCAACGGCAGAGGAGGCAACAGAAGCAACAGAAGUCAAUGCAGGGACAGGAGAGGACACAGCUGAUAUUGCACAAACUGGAGUCUACACAGAGCAUGUCUUUACAGAUCCCUUGGGAGUGCAGCAUACAACAGAGGCAUCCCCUGUGUAUCAGCCUAAUACUGAAUCAGAGUUAUAUAAGGAUGUUGCAGUUCUGCCAAAUGAGCAAGAUCUAGUGAGAGAGGAAGCACAGAAAAUGAGUAGCCUUUUACCAACCAUGUGGCUUGGAGCACAGAAUGGAUGCCUGUAUGUUCAUUCGUCAGUGGCCCAGUGGAGGAAAUGUGUACAUGCCAUUAAACUUAAAGAUUCUAUUCUCAGUAUUGUACAUGUCAAAGGAAUAGUCUUGGUUGCACUGGCAGAUGGGACACUCGCGAUCUUUCACCGGGGAGUUGAUGGUCAGUGGGAUUUGACAAACUAUCACCUCUUGGACCUGGGCCGGCCACACCACUCGAUCCGGUGCAUGACAGUGGUACAUGACAAGGUCUGGUGUGGCUACAGGAACAAAAUCUAUGUUGUUCAACCAAAGGCCAUGAAAAUAGAGAAGUCCUUUGAUGCCCACCCAAGGAGGGAGAGCCAAGUGAGGCAGCUGGCAUGGGUGGGGGACGGGGUGUGGGUGUCCAUCCGCCUGGACUCCACCCUGCGCCUCUACCACGCCCACACCUACCAGCACCUGCAGGACGUGGACAUUGAGCCCUAUGUAAGCAAAAUGCUUGGUACUGGUAAACUGGGAUUCUCAUUUGUGAGAAUCACAGCACUUAUGGUGUCUUGUAAUCGUUUAUGGGUAGGAACAGGAAAUGGUGUCAUCAUCUCCAUUCCAUUAACAGAAACUGUAAUCCUCCACCAGGGACGUUUACUGGGGCUGCGGGCCAAUAAAUCAGCAGCAGGCUCUGGAAACCGUCCGGGGAGUGUGAUCCGUGUGUAUGGAGAUGAGCACAGUGACAAAGUGACUCCAGGGACAUUCAUCCCCUACUGUUCCAUGGCACACGCACAGCUCUGCUUCCAUGGCCACCGAGAUGCUGUGAAAUUCUUUGUUGCAGUACCAGGUCAGGUUGUUUCCCCUCAGAGUAGUGGUGGAACAGAUCUAACACCUGAUAAACAAGCCCAAGAGUCCUUCAACCAGAGUCCCUUAAAAUCAAUGUUGGUGAUAAGUGGUGGAGAAGGAUACAUUGACUUCAGAAUGGGUGAUGAAGGAGGAGAAUCUGAACUCCUGGGGGAAGCUCUACCACUUGAACCUUCUGUAGCCAAAGCUGAGAGGAGUCACUUGAUAGUGUGGCAAGUCAUGUGUGGCAGUGAGUGAGCCUGUAGGAUGCAGUUGGAGACUUUAAAAAUGGGGGGGGGGAAGCUUCUGCAUGUUUUUUUUAUUUUGUGAACCUGUUUCACUACAUGAUGUUGGAAGCAUUUCUUUGCUGUUUAUCUUUAUAUUGCAAAUCUGUCAUACCUUUAGCUAUACAGGAAUUAGCUUGUGCUGUUUUACUGCACCCGUGUUAAGUGGAACAGUGUGAGGAAAUCAGAUGUUUCUCCAGCUGGUGUGCACACCACAGUGAGCAGCUGGAACAGUUUUACUGUACCACAGCAAUCUCAUGUGUUCACUUCUUUGGUAGUCUCACUUGAGUUCAUUCAGCUUUGUUCCAGCUGAGCUUUAUUUCACUGUAUAAUGCAUAGGGUAAAACAGCAAAGUUAUUCCCAGAGUAUGAAAAAAAUGGACAAAUUAGAAGAUGGAUUAUUAAGACACAUCCAAAUACUCAGUGAGGGCUAAAGCAAGCUGUAUAUUUCAGCUUUUGAUUUCAAACCUGGAAAAUCUUGCUCAUAUAGCGUACACGGUUUAAUUUGUUACAUCCUUCAGAAUUUGUGGGGGGAAAGAGGAGACUGUAUAGGAAUUAAAAUGAAAAUAUUUAAAUAAAAUAAUAUUUUCACAAUUGAACCUUAAUGUUUGAGAACUGCUGCCCUCAGUAAUGAGCAAUUUUGAGCAUAAUGUUUUUCCAUCUCCCUGACAUGGAACAACUCUGUUUCCAAAGGGUAUUCUUAGGUUGAUAUAAAUUGGAAAAUAACUGUAAAAUUCUCAAUCAGGGGAUAUGUUUUGUUCUUUUCUUGUCUUAAUUCCUUAUGUCCUAAGCACUUAGAAUGAUCUUCUUUGCCUAGCUGGUCAAACUCAUAAGGCACUAUGUGUGUAAAGGUUGGAGACCUUAAUUGGAGCAUGAGAAAAGACUGAGAGUAUACAGGAAAAAACUCACAUUCUGCUCAAGUGAGAUCAUAAAGGAAGUGUAGUUCCAGAUAAUUAGGUACAAAAUAUAGUUUUUGUAGCUCCAUAUCCAAAUUUAGUAAAAAAAUACAUAAUUUAGCAACAAUAUUAUCAGGUAACACAGAGAAAAUUACUGAAAUUCAGGAGACUAAUAUUAGGCUGACAUUCUGUCUACUCACCAUCAAUCUUUUUUAUCCAUAAAUGUGAGUUUAAGACCAUCUUCCUUUUACAUUGAAAUUUCUGCAUUAGUAUCAGACCUAAGUUAAACUCUUCAUUACUUCUGUACUUCAGAAGAUUUAAAAACCCAGAUUUGCUCUUUAAUUUAGUCUCUGGAAAGUAAAAGUUUUGAGGGGUUUUAAUAAACAUCCAGCAUUUACCCCUAAAAGGCUGGAGCUGUUCAGAUUAGCAGAGAAAUUUAGUAACUCGAUUAUGUGAGAGAACUGAACAGUUUCAAAGGAAUAAAUAUAGAAACACUUUUUUAAAACUGCCUAAACAUUUUUAUGCAAUAGGAGCAGUUCUGGUCUAUCAGGCAAACAUGUGUUUAUAUAUUUUCUUAAUUUUUUAAAUGAACACAUUUAGCUGAGGUCUAUUGUGUAAAUAUAUAUUUAGGCAGCUUUUUCAAAUGCAUAUCAUAGCUGAUAAACCAGAAAAUCUCCAUUCAGGUCUAUUGGUUAGAUUUAUAUAUAUAAAUACUUUUUAAGCAACAUAUUUUGUACACAGCUGUUCCUCUCGUAAAUAUGUAUUUAGGACAUGAACUAUGUAGUAAAAAUCCUUAUUAAAGAUGUUUAAUAUCUUGGUAGUAUUUUUCUCUUCAGAAUGCCAAAAGCAAUGAGAGCAUGUUGUUCAUAAUUUGCUUUCCAUAUUCAUCUUGAAUGUCACUCUUAAAGUACUUUAGCUUAAAGUAUGGAAGCUUAUUAAAAAUUAUACAAAUACUAAUUAUACAAAAGUAACCUGAGUCAACAUUCUUAGACCUAUUUUAAACUUAUAGGCAUGUGUGCUGAACAUGAAGCACAUCUGAAUUAACUAAUGGGAUUGGAUGUUUUAAGAAAAAUGCUGUCUAAACUUUUACUGUUGUGCAGAAUCUUCACUGUGAGUGGUGCAGUUUCAUUGCUUUUUCUGCCAUUUUCUUGAAUUAAUUUUUUUUUUUUUUUUCUCUUUGGAAAACACAGUCUCCAAAGUUUUUUACUCACUGGUUGAUUGUCACAUUCUCAUGUUCUCAGAAAAAAAAAGCGCACAAUUCUGUUCCUUGGUUCUGUGUAGGCUUUUAUUUGUUAUUAGAGACAAGCUGUUCUCUCUGAGUGGCGUUGCUGCUCCAGCUGGAGCAGUGUAACCUGACAAGUGUGUACCUGGUCUUUUGCCAAAUGGAGCUGCCCCACCGUGCCAUUUUAGUCACCUCAGUGGGCCAGUCCUUGCAAAUAUUUCAGAGAAUGAUUGAUUGCUUCUGUCCAAAAGCAGAAGGGUUUUAAAGCAGACAGUAGUUGAACUGUGUAGCACUAUGGGUGUAGAUAAGGGCAUGUGCACUUCUUUGUAUUUCUCAUUUAAAAACUUUAUCCCCUGACCUAAAGUACAGUAGGUUAACUGGGUCCCUGUUGCCAUCACAGUGUGCUGGGCUGUAUAAAUCCUUUUAAGGUCACUUUGAAAGGUGAAUAAAGCACGCAAACCCCAGGCACUGGGAUGAUAAUACACCCUCAACUCCGUCUCAAGAAUGUGUUUAUGCAUUACACUCGUGAUUAAAGCAUCAUAUAAAUAGGAGCUAAUCUCUUGAUAGCUACAGCUUGUUAAUAGUUUGGAAACAUUUUGAGCACAAAAUAUGCAGCACAUGACUUGCCUGGGUAGGGGUGUUUGCAUGGUGAGGGUGAGGCUGCAUCGUCCAUUCCUUGGGAAGGUCUUCCUGUGCCGGAUAGGAUUGAGCUGACAGAGCGUAGACACUUUAUCAUAGGCUGCCUUAGUAACAAACAAAUGUUAAAUCUGUUUUAUUAUACUAACAGUUCUAAAGAACGUGUGUCUUUAAAAAAUGCUGUGUAACUGAAUAUUUAUUUCCAUGUGAGUAUUAUAAAAGUUACCAAAGGAUUAAACCUGACUUAGCACUCUGUAAAUGGCCCUGUUGAGGUGGGCUUUGUGAAGGUCCCGCUUUGUAAAACAAGACAUGGUAAACUCAAAUACAGUUCUUCUGUAGGGAUAUGAAAUGUUCUUUUCUAAUAGGGUUAUGCCAUAUUGUAACAACCUAUAUUGCACCUCAAAGCAUUUUUCUAUACACUAAAUGUCUCUCCCACCCUCUAACAGAUUAAGUUUCCUUUAUUAAUUUUGUUGAUGCACAUUUCUCAAUCUUUUAAACAUAUAUUUUAAACAUUUUAUGGUCUGUAAUUUUUGAAAGUUUUGUCUGUUGGACACUUUACGCUGAAUUUUACUUGCCUCUGUAAUCUGAGAUGGAUUCUACAGCGUUAAACUUGCUGUCUGUUAAAACUUGAGGCUUCUUUUCUGUGAGCAGAAGAGCUCAUAUAGCAGUGUAGUUAUUUCAGUAUUUAUUUCUAUUAUUGAAUCCAUGAGGUUCAGAAUGUAACUUUGUACAUGAAAUAUAUAUAAAUAUGUAUAUGAAACAUG